Messenger RNA from Portunus trituberculatus (swimming crab), 3688 nucleotides. Its product is annotated as dorsal root ganglia homeobox protein-like. The record is from RefSeq and is a predicted model, not a curated record. Gene Ontology annotation, molecular function: DNA-binding transcription factor activity, RNA polymerase II-specific; RNA polymerase II transcription regulatory region sequence-specific DNA binding. Bases 431 to 1531 code for a protein of 366 amino acids. NCBI's taxonomy places the organism in Eukaryota, Metazoa, Arthropoda, Malacostraca, Decapoda, Portunidae. Gene Ontology annotation, biological process: regulation of transcription by RNA polymerase II. The transcript is spliced from 4 exons.
CUGAGCUACAGCCUUCAAAGGUGUUCUGGGGCCGCGACACUCUGAAGGAGGUGUCUUAUGAGGGCUGGAGGCGCCGGAGACAAGAGCAGAAAAGUGAAGGUGAGGAGGAGAAGCGUCGUUCCUCCGGCAGCCGCGCCGAGUCACUAUUAUCCAACCGCGAAUUAUCCCAAUACCACAGGCAGUCCGAGGCGCUGAUUGGUCUGUUUCGCUGCGACCCGCGCUCUCAUUGGUCAACACCACGAGGGAUUAGGUGUGUAUGCAUUGUUCGUGUAAAUAGUGUUGAAAUGAUUACAGGUCCCGGGCGGCGGUAUAAACGAAAUAAGCGGUGUCGCGGGCCGGCCAGUCGCUAGGUGUGGCCUGAGCUUCGCGGAGGCCGGCCGGCGUGUGUCUGAGUGUGUGAGUGCGUAAGUGACACUCCAGUGCCGCCGCCAUGAUGGAGCGCUCCCUCAAGUCUGCCUCUCCGCUUCCCCCAGAGUCGCAGGACUCCCAGCGCACCCCGCCGCCGCUCCCGCAGAUGGAGACGCAGCUGUCGCCGACGACGGGCCCGCCGCCCGCCCGCUCCUCCCGCGUGUACACCAUCGAGGACAUCCUGGGACGCCCGCAGCCUCAGGAGUCCUCGGCGCCGCAGGUCAACGCCGUCGACAGCCAACUCGCAGAGUCCACAGCCAGCGUGGGCAGCCCCGAGGUGUCACCGAAGGCCGAGGGUGAGUUGGUGACGUCCCCGGAGUGCCAUGACCAGCACACUGACCCUUUCGACUCGGAGAAGCCCCGCAAGGUGAGGCCUGUUCGCCGCUCCCGUACUACCUUUACCACGUACCAGCUGCACCAACUAGAGAGAGCCUUUGAGAAGACCCAGUACCCAGAUGUGUUUACUCGCGAGGAGCUGGCUAUGAGACUUGACUUGUCCGAGGCGCGUGUCCAGGUUUGGUUCCAGAACCGCCGCGCCAAGUGGAGGAAGCGGGAGAAGGCUCUUGGCCGUGAGAGUCCCUCCUUCAUGGGAGUGGAGCAUCCCCUGGGCGGUUUGCCCGACCUACCCUUGCCUCUGCUGCCGCCUCCGCAUUCCGUGGCCGCCGCCGCCACCGCGGCUGACCUGCUCCACCUGCACGCCAUCCACGCCCUGCACCUGCAGUCCUUCCUGCACCAGCCGCACAGCCCAGGCCUGCACCAGAAGGCCUCUGGGCUGCCCUCGCCGCUACUCAACCCCGUGAUCCAUCACUACAUGCCGUCACAUCGCCUGCCGCUGCUGCAUCCCGCCACUAGCAUGGCCCAGGGCUUGCCCAUCUCCAUCAUGGGCUCCUCCUCAGGCCCCUCUGUCAGCCCAGACGCAUCACCCGCCCACUCCCCGCCAAUCAGUAGUCACGCCCCUAUCAGCACCACCACCACCUCCACGCCCACGGCAGCCCCGGCCUCGCCGCCCACCGGCCUCCCUCUGGAUUGUCGUGGCGCCUCGGUGGACCUGCUGCGGCUCAAGGCACGACAGCACUUGGAGCGGCUCUCCCCACCUGCGCCAGGCCUCCACGCCUCCUCUUGAACGCCCACACCGCCAUGCAGCCGCCGAGGGUCGCGUUGCCAAGGUAGUCACUUUGUAGUCACGAGGGAAACAUUGAGUUGAUGUUAUGUGUCGGUGGCAGCGAGUACUCCCCGGGCACUGAGGGGCGCCGCGAGUACCCGGGCCUGGGACGCCCUGCGAGGAGCAAGUAGUCCUCGGUGUCCGAAUGUGGAUAAAGAUGCACAGCGGAUGUUCAAUUCCGGGAGGCGGAGCGGCGGGGUCGAGACGCCGAUGGUCUCGAGUCCCUCAGGACGCGCCCUCCCUCACGCGGGAUGUGAAGGGCCCCGCGGGAGGUAUGAAACGUACUAUAAUGCAGCAAUUGGUAUCAUGUCGCGGGCGGGUCAGAGCUGGAGGGCGACGGGUGACAGGAGGGAGAAGGGCGCCAGUCUGUGUGUGACUCUCAAGUAGGCUCCCGUGGGCGUCCCCAGCAGCGUCUUCCGGCUUCUCCGUGAGGGCGGCGACAAAGUCUUUAAUUACAUCCUGAUCAACCUUUCAUUUGGUCAGGCCAGCUGUGGGGGCAGCGGCGGCGGCUGGGGGCGGGCGGCGCCGCGCCACACCAAGCGACACUCCCCAUUAGAGUCAAGGUGCAGUGCUCCCAAAAAUGUGGAAUACGAAUCUUUUACUUCCACUCUGGAUCUUUAUCGACAACUCGUCCGCCAAUCUGGCCAAUUUGUCAAUAGAUUAAUGAUUUUGAGCUUUGGAGACGAGUGGCGCGGGGCAGACUCCUCCCUCACCCACACAUUUCAUUACUGCCUUUAUUGCCACGCGGCCCAAAGCUCAAAUUGGCCGUUCCAGUCUUCCUUAUUGACACUCGGCAGCAAACCCGGCUAAUUUACGAGCUUCACGGGACACUGAUGCUAAUUAAUUACGGCGGUAAGGUCGUAAUUGGCGUGGCUGCCGCUGCGGGAAUAUUAGGGGCGUGUGUUUGCUCUUCUUCGACAAUACACUCACAGGACGGACCAAGUUUCUCCCCUCCACUGUUCCUUUGGGGCUGUGUGUGUGUGUGUGUGUGUGUGUGUGUGUGUGUGUGUGUGUGUGUGUGUGUGUGUGUGUGUGUGUGUGUGUGUGUGUGUGUGUGUGUGUGAGGGUGCGCGGGGAGGAGAACAUAAAUGACAAGUGAUGACUUUGUUGUAUCCGAAAAUGAAGUCAAACAGCUUGUCUUAAUUUCACAGAGGAACAAAGUGACAAAACAUUCCCACAAGAUAGUGUAUGCGGGAGCCUUGAUUUAUCAUUUCCAUUGCACUGCCGGCUCACUCAUACAAUGGUGAGUCCAGUUUGGCAGCGGCGCAGUGAGCAAAUAACACAAUCAGCCAGCAAGUCAGUCAGGUCCUUUAUUACAUUAUUAGUUCAGCGUUAGAGAAUCCACCUCAACAUGAUUACACUCCAGAUAAUUAAAUGAGAGACUUUGACUUUUACAUUCCCUCCGACAUUUGAAGCUCCGACUUGUAUAAACUAAACACAACACCGGUUAAGUUUUAUUGUAUUACAUUAUUAGUUCAACAUUAGGAAAGUAGUUUUAGGAUAAUGAUGGAGGCAAGAAUUAAAUAGGUGACUUAAAUAUUUUCCACGCCACUGAUCGCUCCUUCUACACAGCAAGAACCAGAUGAUUAUUGUCUUUAGUAAAUUAUUAUUCCAUUGUCACAAAAAUUCACGUCGAUAUAAUAAUGAACACGAAAAACACAUGAAUCACUCCAAUAUGGACCCGCCACCUAUCAUUCUUUCUACUUCAAUAAACGAAGCAAAAACCUGAGAAAUAUUGUUACUCUUAACACAUCAUCAUUUCACUGCUACAAAAUAUCAAACACAAGACUAACCUUAACCCCUUCAGUACCAUUACACAUUUCUGUACUCAUUCUGGUUACUAUUUGAUGAUUUUAUACAGCUUCACAAACUCACGUGGGGAAUGAAAUAGUGAAGACUCUGGCCAUUAAACCUCUGACCUUCAUAGACCCUUCAUAAUGUCAAUACAAUCGUCUAAUCACACUUAAAACUAUAGAUGAAAAUACGUCCCGGUGCCGAAGGAGUUAACCCUUUCAAUACUGGGACACAGUUUUUGCCUUGAGAUUUAUAUACGAUUAGACCCUUUUAUUGACAUUAGGAAGGCUCAAUGGAGGUCAGAGGAUCAAUGGUCACAGUCUU